Messenger RNA from Trematosphaeria pertusa, 622 nucleotides. RefSeq lists its product as uncharacterized. The record is from RefSeq and is a predicted model, not a curated record. Lineage: Eukaryota; Fungi; Ascomycota; Dothideomycetes; Pleosporales; Trematosphaeriaceae. The coding region runs from base 70 to 279 and encodes 69 amino acids. The transcript is spliced from 2 exons.
GCCGCGGCGGGCGCGGGUGCAGGCCGGGCGCACGCGUGAAGGUCGCGGAGCGCCCGCUCUUCACGCAAGAUGACGCUGCGUCGUGACUGCGACGCCGGCCGCGAGAGUCACACCCUUUCCUGCCGCCAUGGCCCUCGCGCCCGCUGCCCCAGCGCCCCGGCUUCCUGCGUGCGCGCGCGCUGCUGCACUGCAUCCCUCUGUCGAGACGGCAUGGUCCGCCGGCCGCGCUCGCUAAAAGCUAACGUCGACCGCCCAAAUAUUCCUUUGUUUCUGUGCUAGCCCUCGUCUCUCACCUCACCUCUCAACCAACCCACGCGUCCUCCGUCCUCCGCCCGCCGCCCUCACCCUUCUCCUCCCACGCGUCCCCUUUCCUCUCCCUCUUCCUCUCCUUCUCCCUCUCCCUCCGCCUCCCCGCCCUCCUCCCGCUCCUCUCUCACCCUGCCAGCCGAUCCGCAAGGACCACCCUCCCCCCCCGCCACUUCCGCAAUCACCUCUCCAGAGCGCCUUUCCACGCCCUUCUCCCCCUCUCCUCUCCAUCUCCGACUGACUCUCCGGUAAGUCUUGCGCUGCUCCUCGUCGCGUCUGCAUACGUCACUCACGCCCGUCGCAGCACCACCCUAGG